AUGCGUACGCUGUUUGCGGCGGACAUUUUGAGCCCUCCACCUACACCCGCUCCAACCAAGUCGAAUCCGUUUGAGCUGUCAUUUCAAUCGAAUACUGCUCCAACGUCUUCAGUCGCUUCAUCCGGGAGCUCGCCAGAACAGAACGCAACGUUAACGCAACACUUCGACCAGAGACUACCAGACCCUGUUGGAGAUGCAACACACUCUACCGAUCAUGAUUUUGCGGCGCGCUAUGGCCAGACACGGCGGAAAGGAAAUCCCAAACUCAUCUUUAUGGGAACCAGGAGAAGCGGUAAAUCCUCAAUCCAAAAGGUGAUAUUCGAAAAGUUCUCGCCGGCAGAAACACUAUUCCUCGAACCCACGAGCAAGGUCGAGUCUGCUACCAUGGACUCCUUUAUGAAGUUUGAAAGCAUAGAGAUACCCUCCAACCUCCCAUACACCUCUCCGGACUUUGAUCGCGACGCAAUCUUCGCAAGCGUAGGCUCCAUAAUAUGGGUCCUCGACAUGCAAGACGAGUACUUUCACAGCAUCGGCCAGUUGAUCGAGACAGCAGUCUUUCUACUUCAGAACUACCCUCGAAUCAACUUUGAAGUCUUCAUCCACAAGACCGACGGCCUAUCCGAGGAAUACAAAUUCGACACCUUCCGCGACGUACGCCAGCGUGUCCAAGACGAACUCGCAGAUGCCGGGUACGCGAAUCGAGGAGUAGCAUUCUACCAAACGAGCAUCUUCGAUCACUCCGUCUACGAAGCCAUGAGCAAGGUCAUUCAGAAAUUACUCCCUCAACUUCCCGCAAUGGAAGCUCUCCUAAACAAACUCUGCUCCACCUGUCGAAUUCAAAAGGCAUACCUCUUCGACACAAUCUCCAAAAUUUACAUCGCCACAGACGCCAGUCCCACCUUUCUCAAAGACUACGAGGCCUGUUCCGAUUACGUGGAUACCAUAGUCGACAUCAAACAGAUUUACGGCUGGCAAACACGUGGACAAGACGGUCUUCUCGUAACAGACGGAAGUACAGAGAGUGAAGCAGUGGGAGAAAGUCUGAUCACAUACGACAAGACAGGAAACACCUAUAUUUACGCCCGAGAGAUCAAUGACUAUCUCUCCCUCAUCUGUGUCAUGGGCCAAGGAAGCACGGCCGACAAACGAGUCCUCAUUGACUAUAAUGUUAGCAUCCUCCAUGAAGCUCUCAUUCAGAUGUUCAAGCUCUGA
Molecule: messenger RNA, 1212 nt
Organism: Ramularia collo-cygni
Lineage: Eukaryota; Fungi; Ascomycota; Dothideomycetes; Mycosphaerellales; Mycosphaerellaceae
Product: related to GTP-binding protein gtr2
Exons: 4
Coding region: 1-1212 (403 amino acids)
Biological process (GO): positive regulation of TOR signaling; regulation of autophagy; cellular response to starvation
Cellular component (GO): Gtr1-Gtr2 GTPase complex; nucleus; fungal-type vacuole membrane
Molecular function (GO): GTP binding; GTPase activity
Source: RefSeq, a predicted model, not a curated record